This is a messenger RNA of Procambarus clarkii (red swamp crayfish), 2082 nucleotides long. The record is from RefSeq and is a predicted model, not a curated record. Lineage: Eukaryota; Metazoa; Arthropoda; Malacostraca; Decapoda; Cambaridae.
AUGGCGCACUCUGUUGUAUGCGCGUCCUUGAAUGUUCAGGGUUUGAAUGCUCUUGGAGUCCAGUUGGGCCUGUUGGAUGUUCUGCGGGAGCAACGUGUGAAUGUGACUCUCAUCCAAGAGCAUAAUGUUCAUGAUGUGUCUGUGUUGCAGUGUCUGAGUGUGCAUUAUCAUUGGGAAGUUACAGCAGAGAUUCUGACUACAGGAAAGAUACUGAUUACAGCAGAGAUGCUGACUACAACAGAGAUGCGGACUACAGUAGAGAUACUGACUACAGCAGAGAUGCAGACUAUCUUCUUCUUGAGAAGAGAUGCUGACUACAGCAGAGAUGCUGACUACAGCAGAGAUGCUGACUACAGCAGAGAUGCUGACUACAGCAGAGAUGCUGACUACAGCAGAGAUGCUGACUACAGCAGAGAUGCUGACUACAGCAGAGAUACUGACUACAGUAGAGAUGCUGACUACAGAAGAGAUGCUGACUACAGCAGAGAUGCUGACUACAGCAGAGAUGCUGACUACAGCAGAGAUGCUGACUACAGCAGAGAUACUGACUACAGCAGAGAUGCUGACUACAGCAGAGAUGCUGACUACAGCAGAGAUGCUGACUACAGCAGAGAUACUGACUACAGUAGAGAUGCUGACUACAGAAGAGAUGCUGACUACAGCAGAGAUACUGACUACAGCAGAGAUGCUGACUAUAGCAGAGAUACUGACUACAGCAGAGAUACUGACUACAGCAGAGAUGCUGACUACAGCAGAGAUGCUGACUACAGCAGAGAUACUGACUACAGCAGAGAUGCUGACUACAGCAGAGAUGCUGACUACAGCAGAGAUACUGACUACAGCAGAGAUACUGACUACAGCAGAGAUACUGACUACAGCAGAGAUGCUGACUACAGCAGAGAUGCUGACUACAGCAGAGAUACUGACUACAGCAGAGAUGCUGACUACAGCAGAGAUGCUGACUACAGCAGAGAUGCUGACUACAGCAGAGAUACUGACUACAGCAGAGAUGCUGACUACAGCAGAGAUGCUGACUACAGCAGAGAUGCUGACUACCUACCUACCUUGAGCAGAGAUGCUGACUACAGUAGAGAUACUGACUACAGCAGAGAUGCUGACUACAGCAGAGAUGCUGAAUACAGCAGAGAUACUGACUACAGCAGAGAUACUGACUACAGCAGAGAUGCUGACUACAGUAGAGAUACUGACUACAGCAGAGAUGCUGACUACAGCAGAGAUGCUGACUACAGCAGAGAUGCUGACUACAGCAGAGAUACUGACUACAGUAGAGAUACUGACUACAGUAGAGAUACUGACUACAGCAGAGAUGCUGACUACAAUAGAGAUGCUGACUACAGCAGAGAUGCUGACUACAGCAGAGAUGCUGACUACAGCAGAGAUACUGACUACAGCAGAGAUACUGACUACAGCAGAGAUACUGACUACAGCAGAGAUACUGACUACAGCAGAGAUACUGACUACAGCAGAGAUACUGACUACAGCAGAGAUACUGACUACAGCAGAGAUGCUGACUACAGCAGAGAUGCUGACUACAAUGCUGACUACAGUAGAGAUGCUGACUACAGCAGAGAUGCUGACUACAGCAGAGAUGCUGACUACAGCAGAGAUGCUGACUACAGCAGAGAUACUGACUACAGCAGAGAUGCUGACUACAGCAGAGAUGCUGACUACAGCAGAGAUACUGACUACAGCAGAGAUGCUGACUACAGCAGAGAUGCUGACUACAGCAGAGAUGCUGACUACAGCAGAGAUGCUGACUACAGCAGAGAUGCUGACUACAGCAGAGAUGCUGACUAUAGCAGAGAUGCUGACUACAGCAGAGAUGCCUAUUACAGUAGAGAUGCUGACUACACAGAGAUGCUGACUACAGUAGAGAUGCUGACUACAGCAGAGAUGCUGACUACAGCAGAGAUGCUGACUAUAGCAGAGAUGCUGACUACAGCAGAGAUGCUGACUACAGCAGAGAUGCUGACUAUAGCAGAGAUGCUGACUACAGCAGAGAUGCUGACUACAGCAGAGAUGCUGACUAUAGCAGAGAUGCUGACUACAGGAGAUAGAUGA